Messenger RNA from Drosophila virilis, 1757 nucleotides. RefSeq names its product Carbonic anhydrase 8 (gene CAH8). Gene Ontology annotation, biological process: one-carbon metabolic process. Gene Ontology annotation, molecular function: carbonate dehydratase activity; zinc ion binding. Lineage: Eukaryota; Metazoa; Arthropoda; Insecta; Diptera; Drosophilidae. Gene Ontology annotation, cellular component: plasma membrane. The record is from RefSeq and is a predicted model, not a curated record.
UACAGAUGAAAAAUGUCUAUAAGGGCAUUAUAAAGUCGGUGCUUGCUGUUGAAAUUGUGAAAUGUGAUAAAUGUCUGUAAGCGCAUUGAAAAGUCGGGGCUAGUACAUAAUUGUAAUCGUAGUUUUAAACAAAUAAAGAUCUUGCUUGGAUAUUUCGUAAUAUUUUAUUGCUGCAUGUCAUCGCUGGAAUCAGAAGUUCUUCAAGAAUUGUUCUUGUACUCGGAAGCAGCAUAUAAAUAAGUACAGAUACACACAAUAUAUGUUUUGUGUGGGUGUCUGCUUGCCAACUUAGCUCGGCUUUAAUUCUUUGAAAGCUCUAAUUUGUUCGAUCCGCACGAAUCGAACAUACGAAACUUAUGUCUCUUGUCGCAGCUGAAAGUCUUUCCAAAGCCGAUGUCUUGUCCCAAAAAUCUGUCGCCGUCGCGGCGCUUAACUCUGACGAAGGGCCACCGUCAGAGCCAUCGACUCCGUAUAAAGGUCUAAGCCAGCCGUGAGCUCGGCUCAGUCUGCAGAGCAACGUGCGUGAGCAUCUUUGUUGGGUAGUGCGUGGGUCCAACAAUUGCACAUAUCAAUUAAUGUAUUCAUGUACAUGUACGCAUAGACAAUUGUAAAUUUUAGUGCGUGUGCGUGUGCGUGUGCGCGAUUCUUGAAGAAUGCAUUUUCCGACAAUUGGCGAUUUCUAUCAGCGUUUGCUAUUUCUGUUGCCGUUCUCAGCAAAUUUGCUGCCGGAGGGUCUACGCUUCAGCUAUGAUGAGCCACAGCAAUGGCGACACAUUUAUCCACAAUGUGGCGGCUCCUAUCAGUCGCCCAUAGCACUUAAUUCACGCAAAGCAAUACCCAUUAGCUUGCCGCCCCUGAACUUUGGUCACUACGAGGAGCCCUUCGAUGAGCUUCUGAGUGUCCGGAAUAAUGGACAUACAGGCAUGUACAAGGCAGCCGGAAAUAUGCAUUACAUUUUCAAAGAAUAUCCAGUUAUUUUCACAGUUGAAUUCAGAGUGCCCACAACGGUGUUGGGCGAGCGUCCCUAUCUCACCGGCGGUCUUUUGGGAGACUUCUAUGAGGCCAUGGCUGUGCAUUUCCAUUGGGGCUCGUCCCAGCGCAAGGGCUCGGAGCAUUUGCUUAAUGGUCGUCGCUAUGAUCUGGAGAUGCAUAUCGUGCAUCGCAACACAAACUACCAGAGCGAUGAGGAGGCGAGAAAUCAGACCGAUGGCCUGGCCGUAUUGGCUGUGCUCUUUAAGGUGGUCCGCACCAACUAUCCGCAUUAUCAACCUGGUCUCAGUGAAAUCCUUGGCUCGCUACUGCACCUGGGCGACUUUAACAGCAGUUAUACGCCAGCCGCGUUCCUCACGCUUGGUUCGCUACUUGGCAACUUGGAUAGGGGCAACUUCUAUGCCUACAGAGGAUCACUGACAACGCCGCCAUGUUCGCCAGCUGUGCUGUGGCAUGUGUUUGCCGAGGUUUUGCCCAUAUCCCAGCUGGAACUGCCAAAGUUUUGGCAACUGAGAGAUCGCCGCGGACGACCGCUGUUAAACACCUUUCGACCAGUGCAGUCCCUUGAGGGGCGGCAGGUAUUUCAACGCCGCCCUCCAUCGGAAUACAUCUGGUUAUAAUAAAUGCUAAGAAACUAUUUUCAUAUCAAAUUUAUUACCAAAAGGAACACUUUGACCGGGAUAAAUUAGAUAAUAUUGUUGUGUGUUUUUGGUUGUUUGAGUUUCUUACUUGCGGCCACUUUUGUAGCGCGAUAAGAUUGCGGCAAC